This is a messenger RNA of Athene cunicularia (burrowing owl), 1343 nucleotides long. RefSeq names its product odd-skipped related transciption factor 1 (gene OSR1). NCBI's taxonomy places the organism in Eukaryota, Metazoa, Chordata, Aves, Strigiformes, Strigidae. The coding region runs from base 168 to 950 and encodes 260 amino acids. Gene Ontology annotation, molecular function: DNA-binding transcription factor activity, RNA polymerase II-specific; RNA polymerase II transcription regulatory region sequence-specific DNA binding. Gene Ontology annotation, biological process: regulation of transcription by RNA polymerase II; urogenital system development; embryo development. Gene Ontology annotation, cellular component: nucleus. The record is from RefSeq and is a predicted model, not a curated record. The transcript has 3 exons.
UUUUUUUUAAUUUUUAAAUUUUUUUCCCCUAUUAUUUUUUUCUAUUAUUUUAUUUUACCAGCUCCAAUUUAGCCCAGGAUCUUUUAACUGCUGCCAGCGGUGGAGCGCAGAUCGGGAUUAGAUCUUUUCCUCCCCUGUUCCCAAGAUCCUCCUCCUGAGCGGCCACCAUGGGAAGUAAGACCCUGCCGGCCCCCGUGCCUAUCCAUCCUUCCCUCCAGCUCACCAACUACUCCUUCCUGCAAGCGUUCAACGGGCUGCCCGCCGUGCCCUCUGACCACCUCUCCAACCUCUACGGCUUCAGUGCCCUGCACGCUGUACACCUGCACCAGUGGACUUUGGGGUACCCGGCCAUGCAUCUGCCCCGCUCCUCCUUCUCCAAAGUGCCCAGUGUCUCGAGCCUGGUGGAUGCACGGUUUCAGCUGCCAACCUUCCCGCUUUUCCCACAUGUCAUCCAGCCCAAGCAAGAGGCCACCAGUGUGACCCUCAAAGCCAAACCCCGCUUCGACUUUGCCAAUUUAGCAGUGGCUGCCACACAAGAGGAUCACUCUAAACUGGGACAGGCAGACAGUCAGGGCUCACCCCCAGGACUGGGGUCUUUGCUUGAGGUGACUAAACUCUCUCCAGAGAAGAAACCCACGCGAGGAAGGUUACCAUCCAAAACCAAGAAGGAGUUCGUGUGUAAAUUCUGUGGCAGGCACUUCACCAAGUCCUACAACCUUUUGAUCCAUGAAAGAACCCAUACUGAUGAACGGCCCUACACAUGUGACAUUUGCCACAAGGCCUUCAGAAGACAGGAUCACCUGAGGGAUCACAGAUAUAUCCAUUCUAAAGAAAAGCCUUUUAAGUGUCAAGAAUGUGGGAAAGGAUUUUGCCAGUCCAGAACACUAGCUGUCCACAAGACACUGCACACGCAAGUAAAGGAACUGAAACCUGCCAAACUUAAGUGCUGAAUCUCCAACUUCUAUGAACUUUUUCUCCCCUUCAGACUUUACACCAAAAACAGAGCAGAAACAAAACUUCCAGAAUGGGAGCACUGAACUUGGUGUUUUGUUUUUGUUUGUACUUUAAAAAGAGUGAAAUCUGCACCCACCCCCUCGCCCAAGCAACUAAUUUCCUAAAUCGUGGGUGAAAAGAUUAUUUUGCAUCUAAAAUACACGUGAACGAUGCAGAGUGCUAGCUGACUUGUGUGGCUUUGAUAAACUUUAUGCCAAAAGGUGGUGCUCACGUGUUGGACAGGAGUCUUUUUAAAACCAAAAAACCCCCCACAAGCUCCCCCCCCCCCGCCCCCCCCAAGAAAAAACCCCAAAUCGUAACUUCCAAAAAUAUUCCUUUUUUUUAAAAAA